Hyla sarda is the source of this 2750-nucleotide messenger RNA. RefSeq names its product squalene epoxidase (gene SQLE). Gene Ontology annotation, biological process: sterol biosynthetic process; cholesterol metabolic process. The transcript has 11 exons. Bases 367 to 2055 code for a protein of 562 amino acids. Lineage: Eukaryota; Metazoa; Chordata; Amphibia; Anura; Hylidae. The record is from RefSeq and is a predicted model, not a curated record. Gene Ontology annotation, molecular function: flavin adenine dinucleotide binding; squalene monooxygenase activity. Gene Ontology annotation, cellular component: membrane; endoplasmic reticulum.
GCACACCCCCUGCCUGUAACAUUACCCAGCGCAUCCAGGUGUCAGCUGUCACACUGCACCGUAUCCUCACCUGUGUGCAGCUCAGCGCUUCUGGACUCGAAGAAUCCUCCUUGUUACUAGCAACUCAUUCUUAAUUGGAAAUAUUUGGAUUAUUUAUUUUGAAUUCAGUUAUUCUUUUUUUAUAUUGGUAUUUUUUGCAGCUUUAUUUUUAUAUAUUUCUCUAGCUUUUAAAAAAAUAUAUAUAUAUUUUUUAUUUUUUGCUAUUUUUCUCCAAUACAUUUUUGCAUAUUUUUCCUUUUUUUUUAAUUUUUUUUUUAAAUUAUUAUUAUUAUUAUUUUUACCUUGAAUCGUUGGAUCUCCAAAACGAUGUGGACCUUCCUGGGGGUGGCCACCUUCACCUAUGUAUAUAAGAAGUGUGAUGAGCUGCUGAGCCCCCCCAGGCUGGAGGUGCUGCUGGCGCUGCUGGGGGUCUGCAUUAUAGGCCUGGUGCUGUCUGUGCUGCGAUACCUGGGGAGAACCGGGGCACAGAAACAGGGGAGACCGGGGGUCAUCCCCAGGAUGCUGAACCCGGAUGGCGGCCACAAGGAUGUGGGGAGAAGUGGCGUGAAUGGGCUGAGACAGAGGAAAACCGAAAACCACUUGGGGUCAUCCACUGACAGUAAUGGGGCCACUGUUUCUGCUACAAGAACUGGUGAUGGCCCUGAUGUCCUCAUUGUGGGCUCUGGGGUCCUCGGCUCAGCUCUUGCUACAGUGUUAUCCAGAGAUGGGAGGAGGGUGACCGUCAUCGAAAGAGAUCUAAAGGAACCAGAUCGUAUUGUGGGGGAGUUACUGCAACCUGGGGGGUAUCAAGCCCUGAAGGAUCUCGGACUUGGUGAUGCGGUGGAAGGUCUGGAUGCCCAUGUGGUUCACGGAUAUGUCGUUCACGAUAUAGAAAGCAAAGCAGAAGUGGAGAUCCCGUACCCUGUGAAUGAGGAGAAGCAGCUGCAGUGCGGCAGAGCUUUUCAUCAUGGUCGCUUUAUCAUGGGGCUCCGUAAAAUGGCCAUGGCAGAACCCAACGUGCAGUACAUCGAGGGGACCGUUCUGCAGCUGAUUGAAGAAAAUGACACUGUCCUAGGAGUCCAGUACAGGGACAAAGAAACCGGAGAUGUAAAGGAAAUCCUCGCCGCUCUUACAGUCGUUGCUGAUGGAGUUUUCUCAAAGUUUAGGAAAGAUCUCAUUUCUGGACAGGUCACUGUGUCCUCCCAUUUCGUGGGUUGUAUUUUAAAGGACUCUCCGCAGUUUAAGGCCAAUCACGCCGAGCUUGUUCUGGCCAAUCCCAGCCCUGUCCUGAUCUAUCAGAUAUCGUCCAAUGAGACUCGGGUCCUUGUUGAUAUCAGGGGAGAAAUGCCCAAGAACCUUAAAGAAUAUAUGCUGGAGAAGAUCCUGUCGCAGCUUCCUGAACAUUUACAAGAUCCUUUCCACUAUGCUGUUGAAAAUGACCGCCUGAGGACGAUGCCGGCCAGCUUCCUCCCACCUUCACCAGUCAACAAGAAAGGAGUGCUGCUCCUGGGAGAUGCGUACAACAUGAGGCAUCCGCUGACCGGCGGGGGAAUGAGCGUCGUCCUGAAUGAUGUGAAGAUUUGGAGGAGUCUCCUUCAGGAUCUGCCAGAUCUGAACGAACACUCAAAAGUACUAAAGGCCAAGCAGCAGUUCUACUGGUCAAGGAAGAAGUCGCACUCUUUCGUAGUGAAUGUUCUGGCCCAGGCGCUCUACGAGCUCUUUGCUGCUACUGAUGAUUCCUUGUACCAGCUGAGGAGAGCCUGCUUCCAUUACUUCAAGCUUGGAGGAGAAUGUGUCGCUGGCCCCAUAGGACUAUUAUCUGUAUUGUCCCCGAGACCCACGCUGCUUAUUGGACAUUUCUUCGCCGUCGCCUUAUACGCCAUCUACUUCUGCUUCAAGUCCGAACCCUGGUUGACCAAGCCCCGCGCCCUUGUCCGAAGCGCCGCCGUCUUUUACAGAGCGUGUUCCGUCAUCUUCCCUCUCAUAUACUCGGAGAUGAAGUAUCUAGUCUACUGAAUCCAGACACUGAACAGUUAAACCUUGCCACAGAGGCUACAAAAUAGGCUAAGAGAUACGUCAUGGAGCCACGGCCGACUCGGGCUCCACCUGGUCACUGCUGGUUCACAAUGAUCCUAAUCUAUACAGGAAGAAUGAAUGCCCAGUACGGCACGACGGGCACGGGAUCAGACCCGUUCUACGACUGCGCUAAAGAUAGUGUUUUACUAUCUGAAUCCUUCGAGAACCAUUAAUGCCUUUAUGUGCAUUACUAUAAAUAAGAAACCUUCUCCGAGCGAGGAACGGACGCUUCUGGAAUGAACCAAUGAUAAGACACGUCACCGGAUAUAGCAUUCUCGUACAUUCAUAGAUGGUUCAUUCUCCGUCAUGCAGCACUUAUUGGUUUCAGUAUUUAUUUAAUCCAAGACUAUAGACAGAAUACAUGAGCUGGUGCAGUACCCUUUGGGUUCACUAUGAGCACUUGGCAAACUGAGCGGGUAUCAUAUACGCCCACCCUCUGCGUGCAUUAUUUAUUAGACUGGUUCGCCUGUACGUGCCGCCAUACGUGGUCUGUCUUAUGUAGCCACUGCUCUAACGUCCUGGGGCCAGACGCCUCCAACCUGCCUGUAAAAUUAAUCGUAAUAUAUUGUUAAAAGGGUACUCCACUGGCCAGCGUUCAGAACAGCUGUGCAUGCGUUUUGCGAGGGGGUCAGCCA